AUGGUGAACGCUUUGGCGUCUUUCAGGUCGCGUACAAAUAUCCAUCCAACAUCCCCCUUUCUCCGCCUGAAAUCUCUCGCCUCUAUUCUCCGCGCCAUGAUAAUUUCCUCCUCGACUCGACCAGUUUCGGUCAAAUCGUUGGCCGGCAGCCCGCUCCGAAAACCCCAGGAUUUCCCUGAGGAUGUUGAGGAUCUCCGCAGUAUCAACAAUGACUUCCCACCCAUCGACUUUGAUUUUGAAUUAACCCCUGUUCAAAGUGUCCAUCAGCCUGAGCCUUCCUCUGUGUGCGACCCGGUCUUCCAGCAGUCUCUAUUUCCAACUUCAUCUGAAACGGCUGCAUCUCAUGGAGUGAAGAAUCCCAGCUCAGCCUUUUCGAGCUUGCCUUCCGAGAUUCAUGACAAGAUCCUGGAUUACCUCCUAAGUCGGAAGGUUUCCGUGUCCAGCCCGAGCGUGACGGUAGAUUCAUCUCCCACUAGCUGGGCUAAAGUACCUCGUUUUUCUCGUCGCAAGAAAGUGACAGAUCUGACCUUGGUUUGUCACUCGUGGAGAAGCCUCAUCCAAUCUCGUCUCUACAGGCACAUCGAACUGAAGGGCACGAAUGAUGAAAUGCUCGAAUGUCGGCAAUGGUUCCUCGAAAACACACACCUUCUUUGCUACUUCCACGCAACCCUGAAAGAAGAGCCAGCCAUCACCGGAUCUUCAUGUCCAGGACGAUGGGCUGGGAAGAUGUGCAACACCCCCCCAUAUGACAUUCCGUUUCUUCCUUCAGAGGAGAAUGCAACCAUGGAGGAGAUUUUUCAGCAUAUGCAGCUUUUUACCUCCGCACGAGUCCUCAUAUUGCAAGGUGGCCACGCAAACACCCCGCCGGCACUUCGACACUUCCGGAAUGGAGAGGAUGAUGAACCGGCUCGUAGCCUUCCAAGACUGCCACAUAUCGACACGUUUGUUAUGCGCGGUGCCUGGAAUCUGGUUCGCAAACACCACCAGUGGAAGAAUAUUGCUAGGGCCCUGCCCGCAUUACGCGAAUGGCAUGCUGUUUACCCUACUCCUCGGUCAGAUGUGGAUGAACUCAUUUGCAAAAUAUUCCAUCACCCACCAACCCACCUCCGUCACCUCAACUUGAACCUCGAAGGAACCGGCAUCGGAGAGGAGAUAGGACCUCUUCAACAGUUCCCAGAUAUUUAUGCGAUGUAUUAUUCAGCAAUUUGGAAUACCUCGCUAGAAAUGCACGGUGGCCCCCCUCGUCUUCGAUCCCUCGAACUUUCCGUUUUAAGCUGCUGCCCUCCGGAUCCUGCGUACAUGAUGGGCUAUCCAUACCCGGUUCGAGGAAUUACCGACAUCGGAUUCAUUGACGCCUUCGAAAGACUCGUCUUACAAGCAAUUGUCUGUCUAGAGUUCCUUCCGGCUCUCACAUACCUCAAUAUUCGCUUCCUCGAUGUAUCACCAUUCAUUCCUCAAGUGAAGCCGUACUUCCGACUCAACGGCAACGUCUGUACUGGUCUGUGGAGUGAUGCCAUUUUGAAAGCCUUGAAGCGAAGUCGCCCCCUCGCGAAAUAUGUCGAACUCGCCGAUGGAAUCAAGCCCUUAUUCAGCGACGAUGGGCACCUUCUAGGUAUUUCGCACAUACCCCGCCAGCCGCUGAGUAUCAAUGCUCGCAUGUAUGAGUACAUCGCCAGCUAG
Messenger RNA from Penicillium waksmanii, 1680 nucleotides. RefSeq lists its product as uncharacterized. The record is from RefSeq and is a predicted model, not a curated record. The coding region runs from base 1 to 1680 and encodes 559 amino acids. NCBI's taxonomy places the organism in Eukaryota, Fungi, Ascomycota, Eurotiomycetes, Eurotiales, Aspergillaceae. The transcript has 5 exons.